AUGCGGCCACCGCUUGGUUCUCCAGGUGGACCAGUGACUGCUCCCAAGUCAUCCAUGGGCUUCGUUAUGCCCAUCUACACCAUUUGCAUCAUUGUCUUCUUCGUGUAUACGCUCAGUAAGAUUAUAUUCAAACGCACCGCGAUUCCAUACGAACCAGUCACACCGGACCCUCAGUUCAGAAGACGAGUGUUCCGCGAUGAUUCUAGAACUUCGCCUGAUAAACUAGGACACAAGGAAACUGAUACGAGAGAUAUCGAGAUAGCGGCACUGCGCGCGCGUUUAGAGGAGACAGAACGCGCAAUGCAACGCAUCAUGGGUCAGCUUGCACAGCGCGAUGCGGAAUCCCAGGAUAGCCAAACACGCCCAUACACAAAUGGAACAAUUCUAUUAAAUACAGGUCCAGUUCAAAUUGUGACCAGCGAAUAUCAAGAGCCAAAGAAACAAACAGAUUCGGCGCAGUACAAGCAAAAUUUAUCAGAAUGUAAGGAAUCAUCCCCUGAGUCGCACCCCGUUCAUAAUACACAAGAACACACAUCCAAUAAAAACCUUACAACCAUACAAGAAGAAACUGUUAAAAUAAAAGAAAAUGUUAAUCAGAAAGAACAGUCCGAAACAGACACAGAACAUAAUCCUACCGUAACUCAACCCUCAGAGGAAAUCAUUAAUGAAUUCGAAACUUCUACAGAACGAAAAGAAUUAUCGCCUGAAUCUAAUGAAUCUGCAAUUCAAAAAGAAAAUGAAUAUUCAAAAGAAAAUAAAAAUAACUCAUCGGAACUAAAAGAGACAAUCCCUAUCCAACAAGACCUAUCCUUAUAUCAAACAGAAACUCACCCUGAACCUGAGACGUCCGUCGACCAAUCUUCAGAGCUUAAAAAUACUUUCGAAGAUCUUAAAGAGUCGUCCCCAGAACAUAACGAUAUUUCAACUAAAUUAGAGGAAUCUCUUAAGGAACAAAAAGAUUCAUCUGUAGAAUCUGAACAAGGUCCCCCAGAAACACUGGAUGGUAUCGAUGAGUCGUUGAAGUUGGAGGACUCAUCUAUAAAGUCUUUAGACACCUAUCUUGACCAAACAGAAUCAUAUCCCAAAUCUUCCAACAUUGUAGAAAGUGAAUCAUUACCAAAACAAUUAUCUUUUGAAGAUAAAGAGUCUUCCAAUGCAAAACCGCUCUAUCCAAAGCAGCCAAACGAGUUAAUGGAUGAAAAAGAACAUACGGAAGAAAAUGAAUUCUUUAUAAAAGAUUCAUCCUUAGAAAAAGAAUUAAAAGAACUCUACGAAUCUUCCUCAGAGGAAGAUGCCAUUCCUGAACUUCUAAACCAGGAAGAAAGGGAGGUCUCUAUAUCACCAGAACCCGAAGCAUGUAUCACACCUGAUCAUGAAUCCCUGACCAAAAUUGACUCCAUUGAUCCUAAAUUUACACAAUCAUCCAAAGAGUCAUCUGACGAAGAGUUAAUCAUCUUAGAUACUAAAGAACUCACCCCAGAGUCAAUUAAAUCUCUUUCAGAUGCCAUUCCGAUAGCUAUUGAAGAAAAACUGUCUAAAGAAAAUGACAUGGUGGUGAACGAAAGUGGUAAAAAUGAUAUAGUUCUAGAGUAUUUAAAGGAGUCCAAUACAGUAAAAUCAACGGAAGAUUUUCUCAAAGAGGAAAGGGAGAUUGCUACUAAAGAUGGACCAUCUACGCCAGAACUUUUAGCUGAAGCGCUAAAGGAAGAUUCACCAAAGAAUGGGAUGGAAGAUAACGAAGGUUCGGCUGUCAAAGUAUUAGGUAUGGAGGUAACAGCUCAUGCGGUAGAUGGCAGCACAUGGGCGGGGGAAAGACCCAUCGCACCCCCGAAACCUCCGCAAGAACACCAAGCUGAAGAAGUAAAAUCCAUAUUCUUGGAGACGGAGAUCCCGCAGCAGUCCCGAGUGCUCAUAACUGACUUUGAGGAUCGUGCGCACACACAGAAACCCACGAAGAACGCACCGUUGGUGGUAAGUGGUAAGAUGACUUUAUCACUGAUACAAGACGCACCGCGAGACACACCUGAGCGAGAUCCCGAAUCGACAUUGGAUGAAUUCACAACAGCAAGCGCCAUGACACAACCCCUGGCAGAGAAAGAAGAACUUUCAGAUGAGGAGCUGGAAGAAGAGUUAGAGGUAGAAGAGAUUGAAGAGGAAUUGAGUGAUGAAGAAGUGAAUGAAAAGACAAAGGAAAAGUGA
Pieris macdunnoughi is the source of this 2199-nucleotide messenger RNA. Lineage: Eukaryota; Metazoa; Arthropoda; Insecta; Lepidoptera; Pieridae. The record is from the annotation of a GenBank genome assembly.